Messenger RNA from Tyto alba (common barn owl), 1305 nucleotides. RefSeq names its product fibrous sheath-interacting protein 2-like. Lineage: Eukaryota; Metazoa; Chordata; Aves; Strigiformes; Tytonidae. The transcript has 5 exons. The record is from RefSeq and is a predicted model, not a curated record. The coding region runs from base 1 to 1305 and encodes 434 amino acids.
AUGCAGCAAUGUGACAACACCAUGAUGCGCAUCAGCCAGACUGCCAGCGAGCCGCUAUAUAUAGAGCCGCUGGCUGGGAGACCGGCUGAAGCGGCAGCAGCUGGGUGCCUCUGCAACAAGAGGAGACAGCGCAGGCUCGGGCACAGAAGACAGCACCUGGAAAGAGGAGGACGUCCCAGGCUGCUGGACCCUGAGCUGCUGGACCUCCCACUCGGGGUCAAGAUCCCUGUGCCACGCGGCUCCAGGCCUCUCUUCAGCAGGGGAAAGCUGGGGGAAAAGCUUCACCGGCCCUCCUGUACUUUUAACCUGGGAGAUCCAUACUGUCGCCUCUUGAGCACGGAGUACAACUGCCUGCACGACCCACAUCUGGAGGCGUACCACAGGCGCAGUCAUAACUUUAGGAGCCUGAAGAGGGCCGGUUAUGUCACCAGCGAUGGCAAAGUGAUUUGCAAUCUCAAAGAGUUCAAUGAGUACAGGCAAUAUCUGAGCACUCUCAAGCUGGAGGCAAAGAAAAUGUCCAGGCAAGCAGAGGGAAGGCUUCAGCAGCACCUGCCCGAAUUAAAGGAUGCCCCCAAGGUGCCGGGAGCUGUGGACACUUCUCGCCUGGCAGAGCGGCUGCUGCAGCCUCGAAAAACAUCUUGCCCACCUCAACCCAGGAGCAGAAAAGUCUCCCUGAGAUCACGGCGCCAAACGUGCUCCCAACCUGAGCAGGGAGAGGAAGGUGCCAAGCCGCCCCGGAGGCUCAGUAGUGACGCUGACUCCGAGAGGAUUCCGCCAGGCAUCCUUGCAAAUGGUGUGUUCGAAGCUGCAUUUGAACAGCAAACUGCAGGAGGAGCCCAGAAGCUUGAAGAGCUGUCUGAGACUGCAGUGCAGCAAGUGUUGGAGACGGUGAAUCUCCCUAAGAGAGAGCCACAGCCAUCCCAGACGCCUUUCUCAAGGCUGCACCUGGAAGAAGGAGAAGGAUUCCCCGGAGCAUCUGAACAGCAGAGCCUGGAAGCCAGCAAGGGAGCAAAGUUGCCUGUGUUACCACCGCUGCCAAAUGCAGCCGCUGCUGAAGUCUCGCAACUCUGCCACACGAUUGUCAGGGAAAGCAUCCAACGUGCCAUCUCGAGAGUUCAGCAGCGCCAUGCAGAGCGGACUGGCUAUGGUAGAACCGUUGUCCCUGAGGUGCUUGGAACGGGGAAAAAGAAAUUAGAAAUGAAGCCAAUGCCAACAGCCUUAGCCACAUCUUUGGCUCCAAGGACCAUACCUGAUGACAGCGUUGACACUGUAUUAGUGUGGACGUGUGCACCUGGCCUGCACUGA